AUGAAUCUGCGCAGAUGGCCUUUAUGCAAAGGUGGAUGCAGAGUCACUCUAUAGAUUCAAAGGGAAUACUAAAGAAGCCACUGGUCAUGGCUGAAUUUGGGAAAUCAAGCAAAGGUCAAGGAUACAGCUUGGGUGCAAGAGAUCAGUACUUGAGCACAGUCUACCAAAGCAUGAACAACUUUGAGAGCACCGGAGGAGGGAUCAGCGGCAGCCUUGUUUGGCAACUCAUGGCUGAAGGGAUGGACUCAUAUGGGGAUGGAUAUGGUAUAAUCUUGUCACAAGAUGCCUCAACAAGGGGUGUAAUUUCCGCACAGUCACAUAAAAUGACGACUUUUCGCCAUAUGUUGCUCGGAAGAAAACAUGGAAAGUCGGUUCCUUGAAGGCCUGGCCUCAUCUCAACUAUGGUCUUCUUUUU
Messenger RNA from Vitis vinifera (wine grape), 415 nucleotides. RefSeq names its product mannan endo-1,4-beta-mannosidase 5-like. The record is from RefSeq and is a predicted model, not a curated record. Gene Ontology annotation, molecular function: hydrolase activity, hydrolyzing O-glycosyl compounds. The coding region runs from base 15 to 380 and encodes 121 amino acids. Lineage: Eukaryota; Viridiplantae; Streptophyta; Magnoliopsida; Vitales; Vitaceae. The transcript has a single exon.